Messenger RNA from Mesorhabditis belari, 945 nucleotides. Lineage: Eukaryota; Metazoa; Nematoda; Chromadorea; Rhabditida; Rhabditidae. The record is from the annotation of a GenBank genome assembly.
AUGCAUAAUUUCUAUUUUCUCUUCGAUUUUUGGCUAUUAUUAGGAACAAUAUUUGCAUAUUGUCCUGAGAAUUCGGAUUACAUCGACGGCUUGAAUGCCUGUCUACUCUACAGUGACAGUGAAAUAACUUUCCAAGGCGCUGAAGAGAUCUGCAAGGUUUAUGGGGGUCAUUUGGUCUCAUUGUCGAAUGCUUUCGAGAAUAAUAUUGUCGCGAGUUAUGGAAUGAAAGACUUGAAAGCUGGUCAGGCUUAUAUCGGACUUUCUCGGCAAUCUGCGGGCGCUCAAUGGGCUUGGACUGACACAAUGUCUGUCGGAUAUUAUAAAUGGGCAUCGGGUCAACCGGCUCAACAGAACUGCGUCAUAUUGGAUGUAACCGAGAUGGCGUGGCGGACCGUUGAUUGCACGCUGAAGGCGGCUUACAUUUGCAAAUUUGAUCAAUUGAUCCCAACUUCACCGGGCCCAUCGACAACAAGAGCAACGACCCUUUGCCCAGACGGGUGGAAAUUCUGGAACAAAACUGGGAUGUGUUACGGAGCGGGACAAGAAAUGACAUUCGAUGACGCUGAAGCAUAUUGUAUUACGUUUGGAGGACAUUUGGCAUCAGUGCACAGUGAUGAGGAGAACGAUUUCAUCAAAAGUCUCACCUACAACACAUCUUGUGAUCGAAACGAUGCUAACUGGUUUUUCGGCACCACGAUUCUCGGUGGUCAGAUUUACGAUCGAACAAAUUUAACGGAUUAUUGGACGGAUGGAUCUCCAACGAAUUACACGAGAACCCUUUGCAAUGUGGGGAGUGGGCCGGAUGGGAACACGAUAUUGAUGGGUGCUUAUCCAACAACGUGCUGGGAUUGUGCGGAGGGAAAUUGGGGAACGAGUCCAUUCGAGCGGAGUGAGGUUGUUUAUCCGAAUUUUGUUUGCAAGACGGCUCCAAAUCCCUUAUUUCGU